AUGGGCGGAUGUUUCUCAAAAGAAAUCAACUUUGCAAGGCCGGGGACGCUAAGUAAACGGAAGAUAAAGGCAUGUAGCGAGUUACAGCGAUGGCAACUUGUUCAUGACGCUAUUUUGAAAAACGAUUUAGCGACCUGUGAGAAACUGUUAAAAGCCGGUCAUCCAGUAAACGACCCAUUAAUGGUGCCUGAGGCGAGUUGGUCAACUCUCGUCGACUGUGGUGGCGUACGACUCAUACACGCCGCAGCCUUACACCGGAGACCACAGAUAUUGCAACUGUUACUGAACUUCGGAGCAGACCCAAAUAUUCUCGACGAUUUAGGAAGAUCAGCGUUACAUAUCUCAGUCAUGUACUGGCCAAAUUUUCGCGACGAGGUUAUAGAAUCGUCAUCGACAGUCAGCAGAGAAAAGGAAAGUUAUCGCCGCUAUGCUGAUUCGAUAAGAAAUCGGUCAAUUGAGUGUGUGGAAUUAUUAUGUAAACACGGUAUUGAUGUCAACAUAGUGAGUGAUCUCCAUCCACCGCCUAUUCACCUAAUAGCCAGUUUUGAUGCUGUUGACAUUUUACACACAAUUUGUGAGUACGGAGCCGAUGUAGACCUCAGGGACAAGACGUUGCUAUACACCCCUAUUUUUGUAGCAACAAAAAACGGCAACGUACGUGUGAUGAAGGCACUCAUAGAUAGAGGUGCUGACUACACGCAUGAAAUUCCCGGCAACAGAACGCUGCUCCACGUGGCUGCUCGGAUCGAUAAUACUAGUGAUACUGAUUGUAUCAAGUUACUCCUGCGGUUGGGAUUGGAUCCAAACGCACAGGACGCUAGCGGAUUUACCCCCUUUCACGUAGCAGCCAGACAGAAAAAUUGGUCUGCACUGCAGCUGCUGUUAGAAUAUGGAGCAAAUCCAGAAAUCCUAAGCAAUGCAGGAACCACCGCGGUAUUCGAAUACAUGGAUACAUUGUUACUUGGCGAUUUACGCGGCAGAACGGACGAUGUGGCUAUUCCAUUCUGGCCUAUGGUGAUAGAGACAAUUCACCCUAACAUAACGCCAGAGAAAUUGCCGAGGUUUUUCACGAUCACGAACAGUAUGGGCAAUGAUGUACUGCCGAUACACGUUAAAGACGCGCUGGCGUAUUUUGAGCACGCCUUGGUUGGCAACCAGCCAGCGGAUUUAAAGGACAUCUGCCGACACGUAAUACGUAGAGUUCUAACAAAGUGUUUUCACUCUUACCCGUGCAUUAAACAGGUUGAACAACUGCCUUUGCCUAGGAUUAUAAAGGAUUAUCUUAUUGAAGAUGUUAUUUUUAUACCUUACAUAAUUAAUACAAAUUACUCGUAUUAA
Molecule: messenger RNA, 1338 nt
Organism: Saccoglossus kowalevskii
Lineage: Eukaryota; Metazoa; Hemichordata; Enteropneusta; Harrimaniidae
Product: ankyrin repeat domain-containing protein 61-like
Biological process (GO): intracellular signal transduction
Molecular function (GO): protein binding
Source: RefSeq, a predicted model, not a curated record